AUGUUUCCUUGCUUAGAAGAGUUGCUUGUUUCUAACUGCCCCUUAUUGGAAAGUGUUCCCCUGACGGGACAAUGUUUAUCUCUUAAAAAGCUCUGUAUUGAGGAUUGUUCACGAUUAAGCAGUAUCGGGGAUGGACUAGCUACUUCCACGGUUCUUGAGGAGCUAACUAUAGUGAAGUGUGGAGAUUUGUUCUCAAUUCCAAAUUUAAAUGGGUUUUCCGCUCUUCGAAGUAUCUAUGUUUCUGAUUGCGGAAGCUUGGGAAUUGUUCCAAUAGCAGGAAUAUGUUCAUCUCUUAAAGAAUUUUGCAUUUCUAAGUGCAAUGGAUUAAGCAAGAUUGGAGAGGGGUUAUCUACCUCCAUUUGUCUUGAAGAAUUAAAGCUAAGUGAUUGUGCCAAAUUAAGUUUCAUUCCAGAUUUGGAAGAAUUUUCCUCUCUCCGUAUUUUAGAUAUAUCAGAUUGCCACAAACUAGAAACUAUUACGAUAAGAGGAAGAUGUCCAUCUCUUGAAAAGCUUCACAUUUCCUCAUGUCCAAAAUUAAGCAAGAUCGGAGACUGGCUGUCUACCUCCACUAGUCUUGAAGAAUUAAAGCUAGGUGGUUGUGCUAAUUUAAGUUCCAUUCCAGAUUUGGUAGGAUUUUUCUCUCUCCGAAUUUUAGAUAUAUUAGAUUGCCACGAACUAGAAACUGUUCCGAUAAGAGGAAGAUAUACAUCUCUUAAAAAGCUUCAUGUUUCCUUGUGUCCAAAAUUAAGCAAGAUUGGAGACGGGUUGUCUACCUCCACUAGUCUUGAAGAAUUAAAGCUAAGUGGUUGUUCUAAUUUAAGUUUCAUUCCAGAUUUGGAAGGAUUUUCCUCUCUCCGAAUUUUAGAUAUAUUAGACUGCCACGAGCUGGAAACUGUUCCGAUAGAAGGAAGAUGUUCAUCUCUUGAAAAGCUUCACGUUUCCUCGUGUCCAAAAUUAAGCAAGAUAGGAGACGGGUUAUCUACCUCCACUAUUCUUGAAGAAUUAAAGCUAAGUGGUUGUUCUAAUUUAAGUUCCAUUCCAGAUUUGGAAGGAUUUUCCUCUCUCCAAAUUUUAGAUAUAUCAGACUGCCACGAAUUGAAAACUGUUCCGAUAAGAGGAAGAUGUUCAUCUCUUGAAAAGCUUCACGUUUCCUCGUGUCCAAAAUUAAGCAAGAUAGGAGACGGGCUGUCUACCUCCACUAUUCUUGAAGAAUUAAAGCUAAGCGGUUGUUCUAAUUUAAGUUCCAUUCCAGAUUUGGAAGGAUUUUCCUCUCUCCAAAUUUUAGAUAUAUCAGACUGCCACGAAUUGGAAAUUGUUCCGAUAAGAGGAAGAUGUUCAUCUCUUGAAAAGCUUCACGUUUCCUCGUGUCCAAAAUUAAGCAAGAUAGGAGACGGGCUGUCUACCUCCACUAUUCUUGAAGAAUUAAAGUUAAGUGGUUGUGCUAAUUUAAGUUUCAUUCCAGAUUUGGAAGAAAUUUCCUCUCUCCGAAUUUUAGAUAUAUCAGACUGCCACGAAUUGAAAAUUGUUCCGAUUAGAGGAAGAUGUUCAUCUCUUGAAAAGCUUCACGUUUCCUCGUGUUCAAAAUUAAGCAAGAUAGGAGAUGGGUUGUCUACCUCCACUAGUCUUGAAGAAUUAAAGCUAAGUGGUUGUUCUAAUUUAAGUUCCAUUCCAGAUUUGCUUUACAUUUUCUCGUGUCCAAAAUUAAGCAAGAUAGGAGACUGGUUGUCUACCUCCACUAGUCUUGAAAAAGUAAAGCUAAUUGGUUGUGCUAAUUUAAGUUCCAUUCCAGAUUUGGAAGGAUUUUCCUCUCUACGAAUUUUAGAUAUAUCAAACUGUCAUGAACUGAAAACUGUUUUGAUAAGAGGAAGAUGUCCAUCUCUUGAGAAGCUUCUCAUUUCCUGGUGUCCUAAAUUAAGCAAGAUAGGAGAUGGGUUGUCUACAGCCACUUGCCUCAAAAAGUUAAAACUAUCCCAUUGUGGUAACUUAAAUUCCAUUCCAGAUUUAGUAGGAUUUUCCUCUCUUCAUAUUUUAAAUAUAUCAAACUGCAACAAUCUGGAAAUUGUUCGAAUAACAGGAAGGAACGCAACUCUCCAAAAGCUUGAAAUUAUUGCAUGUAAAAAAUUACGCCAAAUAGGAGAUGCACUGCUUACCUUCACUUUUCUCAGAAAAUUGAGGAUAGUGAACUGCCCGAAUUUGGGGCCCAUUCCAAGAGUACAUAAUGCUUAUCUCACGGAAUUAGACUUCACUGGUGUAGGCGAAGGUUUAACUCGUCUGCUACCAGAUUUGCUGCAACCCAAUGAUUUCCUUCACAAUCUGACACUAUCUGAUUUGCCUGAUCUAAGAUCGAUUCCAGAAAGUCUGGGGGACAUGUGUUUUCUUGAUCAUUUAACAAUCAAAAGGUGUCCAACAUUGAGGAGCAUUCCAAUUGACCUCCUUGGCCGCCUUGAUUUCUUGAGAAGGUUAGAUAUUGGUGGUUUCUCAGAAGAGCUAGAAGAAUUCCCAGGUAUGGAUUCCAUCCAACAUCUCAGACUUCAAGAAUUGCGUUUGCUUGGAUGGGAAAAGCUACGUUCUCUUCCUUACCAACUCCUACACCUCACUGCCCUUGAAGAACUGGAGAUACAGAGGUUUCACGGCAUAGAAGCCUUGCCUGAUUGGUUGGGAAACCUCUCCUAUUUAAAGUGUCUGAGAAUCGUUUCAUGCGAUAAGCUCAUGUAUCUGCCUUCUGAACGUGUUAUGCGAAGCCUCUCCAAAUUAACAACAUUUAUAAUUUCAGAGUGUCCUCGAUUAGAGGCAAGAUGUUCCAAGGAAAGCGGUCCUGAGUGGUCCAAGAUUUCCCACAUUUGUAGAAUCUCAAUUAUGUGCAAGCGUCUUUGGUUUAGCAACUUAUCUGAACCAUUAAGGAUUACUACGUAUAAAGCUCUAGUCACAUCUGUGAGUUAUGGUACUACCAUCCAUGUUCCAUUUUUACCCAAAUCAGCUGUUCUUGACAACAUAUCACGUACUUGUUCAUUGCAGCCAGCCUAUCUUCCGCUUUACCUCCGUUCUCUUUCUGUUUUCCAGAAGGCAUCAACUAUUAUACUCCUGAUGGAAGCACUUAGGAUAGCCACCCGUUAUGGUACUAACCUUGUUACAUGUUUCUCCAAGUCAGUUGUCCUUGACAAACAUAUCAUAUGCUUGUUCAUCAUAUCUUGCUGCUUUACCACCAUUCUCUUUCUUAGCCUAGCCUUUUGCAUAUUGGCAGGCAAAGUGUCUCCCUGCAGAGAAGUGGUGUUACUUAAGAUCAUAGAGGAAGUCUCUUGCAAGAAUCUUCGAUACAAGAGAUCCAGUCAUGCAACAUCACCCAAUUGUUUUUCCUACUUGUCUGAAGCAUCAAGGAUUGUGAGUAAGGUUUCUCGUGAUAUCCGACCAGAAUUUAGUUCUGUUCCUGAAAGCCAUUCUUGUUUUGCUCCUGAGGGAAGCACUUACAAUUGCCACCCCUUUAUGGAACUAACCUUGGCUACCAAAUCACCUGUCCUUGACAACAUAUUGGGUAGUAAGCUAGAAGGACUUAGCCAUGAUCGGAGAGGACCAGCACCAGAUUUGAUUGGAAAAGCUAUUCACAAAGGAAAAGGAGCUCGCAUCUGUGUAUCUAGCUAA
Messenger RNA from Gossypium raimondii (Peruvian cotton), 3636 nucleotides. RefSeq names its product putative disease resistance protein At4g19050. The transcript has 8 exons. Bases 1 to 3636 code for a protein of 1211 amino acids. Lineage: Eukaryota; Viridiplantae; Streptophyta; Magnoliopsida; Malvales; Malvaceae. The record is from RefSeq and is a predicted model, not a curated record.